Molecule: messenger RNA, 594 nt
Organism: Entamoeba histolytica HM-1:IMSS
Lineage: Eukaryota; Evosea; Mastigamoebida; Endamoebidae
Exons: 1
Coding region: 1-594 (197 amino acids)
Source: RefSeq, a predicted model, not a curated record
AUGUAUGUAUUAUUUGUAAUUUUAAUCGCAAAAAGUUUAGCUGGAGAAAUUGUUUAUGCUAAUAAGGAACGUGGAUGGGAAUUAAACGAUUCUGCAUUAAUUGAUUAUUAUGAUUAUGAAAUUAAUGGAACAUAUUGGCUUGGAGGAGAGGUACAACGUUUUGAUACUCUUAAAUUUAAUGGAUAUGCUAACACAGUAGAGUUAGACCAAUUGUGUUGGACUGUAUUUUGGACAUCAGAAGACUCUAGGUUGAAAUUUAAAGUGAGAAUGUACCCACAUGAAUUUAGGGAUGAUGAGUCACCAGAUACAGGACUUGUUGUUAAUGGUGUAACUAAUAACACAGAGACAUGUGUUAAUAUUAGAAAUAACGCCUUUGACCCACGAUGUGGUUCUGUUAUUAAAUAUGUUUCUAUUCAAAUCUAUCAAACAUUAUCCAAUGAUAAGUCAUUUGUUUAUUUCAAUGACAUCAAAUUCAGUAGAAAAAGAUUAGAGAUAGACUCUAAUUCAACUGAUGAUUCUAGUAGUCAAGUGGUUGAUGGUUCUAUUUCCAUCUAUAUUGCUGUCUUUUGUCUCUUAAUGUUUGUUUUAAUUUAA